Molecule: messenger RNA, 4937 nt
Organism: Echinops telfairi (small Madagascar hedgehog)
Lineage: Eukaryota; Metazoa; Chordata; Mammalia; Afrosoricida; Tenrecidae
Exons: 4
Biological process (GO): negative regulation of transcription by RNA polymerase II
Cellular component (GO): nucleus
Molecular function (GO): transcription corepressor activity
Source: RefSeq, a predicted model, not a curated record
GUACAGGUAGUCCCAACCUGGGAUGGGGUUCCUGCACGAAGACUCGGUGAUAAGUCUGCUCAGACAGUAAGCGAUCGGAAGGAGGCUGGACACGGACUGGGGAGACCCAAACGGAGAGACAGAAGGGGCAACAAGCUACACAGGCGUCGCCGUGACGCCGCCAGCUGUCUCACCCCACGAGCUCAGGAGGCCGUGGAGAGUGAGGAGAGCGAUUUCGAAGAGACCGGAAGAGAGCCCCGGCGGGCCUUCCCCGGUGCACUGGACAGUGGACAGAGAGCGUGCCUGAGGGGCUCUAAGGCCCAAAGCUUGGGGAACGCAGGCACUGAGGAGGUUCUUCGGAAUGCUGCAUCCAGGCUGGAGCCAUUUGGUCCACCACCCCAUGCAGGUGGUCACUCUCUUUGGAGCUCCUCAUUGGUUCCCAGUGGGAGGCCAGGCACUCGUCUGGAUCAAAACCUCCCCCACGUGACCAGCGAGGAGUGCUCCUGGGUGAAGGCACACAGGCAUACUGGACACACGCAUGCCAUCGUGGCACGCGGCAAGGACGGGUCUCCCGGAGCCCCAGUCGUGUCUCUGAGACACAGAAGGCCACAGUGCCAUCCACAUGCACCCAGACCCUCACACCAGCUGCUCCCCGGAGACCAGGGAGCCAAUCCCGGCCGCACCAGUGAUUGGGCUUUCUUCUCCACCAGCUUAUCGGAGGAAGAAGCGCAGUGGGCCUCUGCCUGGCAGCCCUCUUCUGGGAGCUGGCCUGAGGAAGCGGCUGCCCUGAUCUGUGACCAGAGACCGAAGAGAGACCGGUGGCGGGGACAAACCUGUCCCAGUGGCAGAGGGGACCUGGAUCAACCUAUCUCCAUAUCAGAAGGAACACCAGGACCAGGAAGCAGUCCAGAACUGUCCACAGAGAAGAGGCCAUUGAUAGAUGAUGGACACGUGUCCCAGGCCACUGAGACUGUGGAGUCACGGAUUGAAGCAGAUCCCUCCAGAAACCGCCUACCUGCUGUGGGCAACCCAGAGAGGGCCCUGGUCCCCCGCGAGAGUCAGAACAGCAGGGAGCUAAGGACUGCCAUUGUGACAGCUGGCUCUGACCUGCGGGGACAGGCCAGGGAUGGGAGAGCAAGCGGGGAGGGGCUCUUGUUCACAGAAAGCCAUGGACUGAAAAUCAUCGUGGGAGUGGAAGAAGGUCGAAGCUCCGAAACCAACCAUAGCCAAGCGGCCUCUGGUCAGCACGCAUUUCGGUUUCGUUUUGAUGUCAUCAGACAUCCCUCGCUAGACAUUGGCAGGCAGAUCUACUCUUGUUUCCUCUCAUCUAACACCCUCAGGUACUCUGUGUGUUUCUCCAAAAACCCUCUUCCUUCUCUCGGGCUACAGCUCCCACCUCGCUUCCCAAAAGCCUCCCUGACAAGCGGGGGUCCGAGCCUGCCGUCACCAUCUCCGGCCAGAGCAGGCCCUAAUCAAGAAGGCCCGGGCUCUCGUUCUUCAGAACAUUCAAGCCGCCAACCCGAGGCUCCGUUCUCUGUCAGCGUCACUUCUGACUGUCACUUUCUGCGUGACGGGGCUGCUGAAGAGCCGAGGCAGCGGGGAGGGCCCAGUCCCGCCUGGUGCUCACCUAAGGACAGCAGCCCAGAGUUAGCCCGGGCGCCGGCCUGUCCUUUCGGGCUCCCGUUAUCCCGCCUGUUUGCCCUUCGGCUAGUCAAGCUUUUGGGAUCUCCGGGAGUCCUGAUGGACCAGUUGCGGCCUGAGGACUUCACAGUCUCCCUGGACAUGCGGACGCUGCGGAGGGUCACUAUGCAGUGGGGAGACUCGCUGGAGAAGAAGCAGAAGAAGGCAGAGUAGAGAAAUGACAGUUUCUGGAAUCGUAAGCCCCACUUCCUGUGGACACCGCCUCAUCGCCAGGGGGACGUGGACAAUGACGUUCACGUUGUGUGGCUAACAGCUCAUCCGGGCCCCCCACAUGAAGUCUGUUACCAUAGCAACCCGCGCCUGCUGCCGCAGUGGACUGUUCCUCUCCUCCUGCAAGCUGGGUCUCUGUGAAGGCAGCAAAGCUUGGCCUGGCCCCUCCAGCUGGUGGCCAGCUCCUCUGCUGGGGGACCGUUGUUGCAGAGCCUCUGUCAAAACACCCCCGCCACCCCCAGCUGAGUCAUGCGGAGGGUGGGAGGUGUAACUCCGAGCAGACGUGUAAGGCAGGUGCACAACCUGAUGGCCUGUUCUCAGCCUGACAUCAGAAGAAACCCAGUGUGCGUUCUCUUUCCAAGUGUCCGGCUAGGACCCCCGUGUGUGCGUCUGCAUUUGACAGGAAGGGCAACGCCGUCUGUCUCCCCCACCCCUUUCACGCGUGUCCAUGGAGGUGUCCUCUCCCUCCUCAGUAGAAGUGCGAACAAACCAGGCCACUGCCACCCAGUCAGUAGCCGCUCCCAGCGCCCCUGUGGGACCGGGCAGGGGCCUCAGCUUUGGGAGGUGCAGGUGGACAUCCGUGGGAGACUUCUGCCUUGUCCUGCUCAAAGAAGAAAGGCGCACCAGAGGGCUGGGGGACAAGUCUGAACCUGCCCAGUGCCCUGCGGGAGAAAGGCUUGGUUUUCGGCCGUAAAGGUGGCAGCUCAGGAGAUCCUGGGGUGGCAGCCCUCCUGUCACACGGUGCCCUCUGAGUGGAAUUCCACUCGACACCCAGCCACACAGACUCCUCCCUGGAUGUUGGGGGCCGGUCUCCCUACAUAGUCCCCUGGGAAAGCAUCCAUUGUGUUCUGAGGGACCCACUGACCUUGUGAACCUGUGACUGUGUCUCCACGGAUGUGCCCGCCCGUUGUAACAGAUCCACAACUGGACUGGAUCCCGGGGCAGGAGGCGGGCCAAAGGCUCAGUGGAUCCUUGCAUGAGGAGGACUGGCUGCAGUGGGGCUGCCGGGCCUCGACAACUUGGUCUGGACUUGUCUACCUUCCGGCCCAUCCAGAAGUCCUGCUCUUCAACCUCCCCACCCCUGGCAGCAGGCCCACCCAGUGCUGACCCCGGCCCCAGUCCACUGGUGACAGAAGGAGCUGGGCAAAUGUGGCCGCCGUUGGUAAGGUGUCGGCAUCUACACAACAGGACAAAUAUGUUGCCUGAACGUUUGUAGGCUUUCAGGAAGAGCGAAGGCACAGCGCUGGAGAAGCUGAUGCGCACCAGGACGUCAAUCAGACCAGACCCUGAGGCGGGCGGUUGGGAAGGAGGCGCCCAGCCUAGCAGCCUGAGCAAUUCCUCUGACCUGGGGCUGAGACAGCCCAGGCACCUUGUAGCUGCGUCUUGGGCCAACAUGGGCUCUGCUCUAGCAGACCCAGGGCCCCUGGUGGUGCAGCGGGUUAUGUGUUGGGCUGGUAACCACAAGACCUACAGUUCAAAUCCACCCUCUGCUCCCUGGGAGACAGAGGAGGCUGUGAAGACAGGUCAGCGGCUGGGGGAAGCCCCCGAGGGCUGUGAGUCGGGACCGGCUCCGGCAGUGGCCUCAGCUGUGAUGCUACUGGUCUUUCACCCUCCUCCCGUUCUCUGCGGGCUCCUGUCCUGUCUGUUGCUCUGACUCCCGCUCCCCUGCAGGCCCCUCGCCCCUGGGCAGGACUUGCCUGCCUUUGGUCUGGGCUGGUUUCAGGGUCGGGGUCCCAGGACCAGUGGGCAAGCACCGCAGGCCAGCACAUGCUUGGCCGGUGCCUCCAGACCCAGGAAGCUGUGUGCAUGUAGGGCCCUGCAGGUGCCGCCUUUAUGUGCCUGGGCGCCAAAUGAAAGGUUAGGCCCUGAGCCCACCUGGCGGCUCGUAGAGAGAGGCCUGGCCCUCUGCUCCCGUGAAGGUGACGGCCUGGGACCCCUGUGGGGCACCUGCACUGUCCCAUCCACGGGUGGCAGUGAAUCAGCAUCGGCCCCACAGCCCCCAACAGCAACAGUCACCGUGUGGGAGUCGCGUCUCCAUGGCUGUCGGGCACACACACAAACACACUCCGGUUCGUGGCCAGUCCAGGGGCAGAGCUGCCCCCUAGCAUGUCCUCGGCUCUGAGCCCACACUGACCUUCUAGCGUGCAGCCGAGCACAAACUGCUCUCUGGAGACAACAGAAGGGACCGGGCGUUUCAGUGCCAACAAGUCCAUGCCGACUCGGGGACCCUCUAGGACAGGGUAGAACUAGCAGUCCCUGUGGGUGUCGUCACGGGAGCAGAAAGCCCCACUUUUCUUCUGCCACCAAACCAAAGGCACUCCGUGCCAUCGAGUCCAUGCCCACUGGGGACCCUCUAGGACAGGGUAGACCUGCCUCGUGGGUUUCCGAGACGGGGAGUCUUCACCGGACCAGCUGAUGGUUUCAAGUUGCGAGGCUAUGGUUCGCUGCCCACCGUGCCACCCCGGCUCCCCACCCCCUGCCGCGUGUGUUUGAAGUGGCUGGUCUGUCCCUAAAGACUCCCAAGUCUGUCACCGUUCUAUUUGAUCUCCAUUCCGGUCCCAGUGGUAAGGAGUCUGGAGGGAUUUCUUUGUCUUUUUGUUUUGUUUUUUUAAAGCAGCACACUGUAUAGUUAGCUACACAGCCCAUCACAAGCGACGUCAACAACAAUAUCCCCUGGAACCCUCCAUAUAUGUUUCUCUCCCGCCCCCGCCCCCCCAUCUGCCCUCCCUCCUUCCUCACUCAGUGCCCUCUGCCCCCCCUGCCCUGUUUCCUCCCCGUCCGUCCCUGCCGCCUCCUAGGCAGCAGACUUCCUCUUCCAGUUCUCCUUGUAACAGCGGGGGGGAUUCCGGAUCUGCCUUUGUGAGCUUGGCCAGUGUGUUGAGCAUAGUGUCCAUGUCUCACAGUACCUACGAGAGUUGUUGCUUUUUAUUGACACAGACGAUCCCAUCGUAUGGCUGUACCGCAGUUCCUUAGCCAUUCCUCUAUAAUUGGAGUUUGGGGUUGUUUCCGUGUUUUUGCUGUUGUGGAAAUCCCUACAAUAAACACAG